AUGGCAACACAAGCACCAAACGCAGCUUACUUAUUAGCAAUAUACGCGGCUAAUACGGCACGGCCUCAUCCAAAGCGACCUUUUCCCUUGGGUUUCCUCCUCCCCCGAUACAACCCACAGACCUACGGUUUCCGGCAUCAAGUCACCACGAGGAGGCUCUCUCACGCGAUAUGUGCAAGUAAUCCAUCUUACCCACCAGCACUAGCUACAAAGGUCCUCUGUGGUCUGUAA
Molecule: messenger RNA, 231 nt
Organism: Trichoderma harzianum CBS 226.95
Lineage: Eukaryota; Fungi; Ascomycota; Sordariomycetes; Hypocreales; Hypocreaceae
Exons: 1
Coding region: 1-231 (76 amino acids)
Source: RefSeq, a predicted model, not a curated record